AUGAACUUGUCGAAGGACGUCCGUUUUGCUUCUAAGAUGGCUUGCCUUAGGACAGCUGAUUGUCGUCUCCAGUUUGAUCAGCAGUGUUGCGAAGGGCGUCCCAACUUCCAGUCUGAUCAGCAGUGUUGCAAAGAGCGUCCCUCCCAGUCUGAUCAGCAGUGUUGCGAAGGGCGUCCCUCUUACACUGAUCAGCAGUGUUGCGAAGGGCGUCCCGCUUUCUUUUAG
Messenger RNA from Rodentolepis nana, 225 nucleotides. Lineage: Eukaryota; Metazoa; Platyhelminthes; Cestoda; Cyclophyllidea; Hymenolepididae. The record is from the annotation of a GenBank genome assembly.